AUGUCUGCUUCCGAUGAGAAGUGGCUCCUGAGAAAUGGGUUCAGGCCUCAGGGAAUUUGUCCCGCAGAUCAAGACCCAAUCCUAUUGCUGAUGGAAUGCUACGUUGAAAGAUGGAAUCCACCUAAUGUUAUAAACAUUCCCGAUGAUGAGUCUGCAGGGACUAUUGUAGCAAAGUUCACAGCAACUGACCAAGAUGUGGAUGACAGAGUCUUCUAUGAAUUUGCUAGCAAGCACAAAGGCUUCACCAUUGAUGAAAACACAGGAGAACUCAAACUGACCCAUCGCCCUGAUUAUGAUGACACCACCUUUCCUAACAAACAGAUACUGGAAAUUAGAGCAUUUGACUCCAACCGGGUCCAUUCCGUCACUGCAACAGUAACUGUUAAUAUUAUUGAUAUUAAUGACAAUGCCCCUCAGUGCCAGCCAACCCUUUACAAUGCUGUGCUUGCUGAAACAGACCCACCAGGCACCAUGGUCACUUUCCUGAACUGCUGGGACAAUGAUUCAGAAGCACCUAAUAAUCAUCUCACCUACACACUGGUGCUGGAUUCCUUUUCUUAG
Molecule: messenger RNA, 561 nt
Organism: Leucoraja erinaceus (little skate)
Lineage: Eukaryota; Metazoa; Chordata; Chondrichthyes; Rajiformes; Rajidae
Product: cadherin-related family member 3-like
Exons: 4
Coding region: 1-561 (186 amino acids)
Biological process (GO): homophilic cell-cell adhesion
Cellular component (GO): plasma membrane
Molecular function (GO): calcium ion binding
Source: RefSeq, a predicted model, not a curated record